AUGCGUGCUUGUGCCAUCCUGGUGGUCGCUGCUGCCGCUGUACUUACCGGUUCUACUGCUAUAUCCUCCACCGAUGCUUUGGAGCUGGCUACGCUCUCCAAGACUGCCCAGGACGUCGAACUAUCGUCCGUUGCUGCGCAGCCAAGAAGCAACAUCCAGCGGCGUUUGAGAAAACAUAAGACUGUCAACACCAAUAGCGAAAUGGAGUACGAAUCGGAAGCGGAAGCUAGAGGCUUGGUGCCGGAGAAGCUGACCAACCUCGUGAACAAGUUCAAGAAGGUGGGGGGAGAAGUCAUGCUCAAAACCAAGAGCUUGAACCAACUGAAAAAGCUUUCUGAAAAGAUGGAGGAAAAAAGUUUGUAUGCGCUUACUGAUUUGGAGAAGAAGGGAUACACUCCUGAAACGCUCAGGGACGCCAUCAAGAAUACCCCGCCCAAGGGAAUGAAGGAUGCAGAUGCCGAUGAGCUAAUAAAGUUUUACGAUGAGUACUGGAAAAUCUUCCAUUAA
Messenger RNA from Phytophthora infestans T30-4, 507 nucleotides. Its product is annotated as secreted RxLR effector peptide protein, putative. The record is from RefSeq and is a predicted model, not a curated record. Lineage: Eukaryota; Oomycota; Peronosporomycetes; Peronosporales; Peronosporaceae. The coding region runs from base 1 to 507 and encodes 168 amino acids. The transcript has a single exon.